Molecule: messenger RNA, 1220 nt
Organism: Capsella rubella
Lineage: Eukaryota; Viridiplantae; Streptophyta; Magnoliopsida; Brassicales; Brassicaceae
Product: putative F-box protein At3g16210
Exons: 1
Coding region: 1-1083 (360 amino acids)
Molecular function (GO): protein binding
Source: RefSeq, a predicted model, not a curated record
AUGUCGAAAUUUCUGCCGGAAGAUUUAGCUAUUGAGAUACUAGCGAGGUUAUCGGUGAAGGAUAUUGCUCGGUUCAGAUGCGUCAGCAAGACAUGGAGAGAUCUCAUCAACCACCGUGGAUUCGCUCAAAGAUACCGAGACAUUUCUCCGGUGAAGUUCGUGUCGUUUUACGACGAGGGUUUCUACAUGCUUGACGUGGAAGGCAAGCGUCGUCAGGUUAUUACAAACCCUCAUAAGCUCGAUUUCCCUAUGGAGCAGUCGAUGAUCGAUGAAUCGGCGUGUGUGCUUCACUGCGAUGGGAAUUUAUGUGUUACAUUAAAGAAUCACACUUUAAUGGUUUGGAAUACAUCUUCUAAGCAAUUCAAGAUCGUACCAAAUCCCGGUAUAUACCGAGAUUCAAACAUUCUUGGUUUCGGUUAUGACCCGGUUCACGACGAUUACAAAGUCGUAACGUUUCUCGACCGGCUUGAUGCGUCCACGGCGCAUGUUUUCGAGUUUAGAACCGGUUCUUGGAGAGCGAGCCUACGGAUUCCUAAUCCUGAUUGGCAUUACAGAGACAGGAGAGGUACACUAUUGGACCAAUACCUCUAUUGGAUUGCGUACCGGUCUAAUACUGACCGGUUUAUUCUAUGCUUUAAUCUCUCAACCCAUGAAUACCAAAAAAUCCCUUUCCCGGUUAACAACCAAGGCGUGGCGUGUUCAUGGUUAGGCGUUACAUCUCGAAAACUCUGUAUUACAGAGUAUGAAACGUGCAGGAAGGAGAUUGGGAUUUCGGUUAUGGAGAAAACCGGAUCAUGGAACAAGAUUAUAAGCCUUUCAAUGUCUAGUUUCAUCUCUGUUCAAGAUCGUAUCUACGAUUAUCAAGUUGAAUUCGUGUCGUUUGCAAAAAAGAACGAUCUCUUCGUAACAUUGACUGGAUACAACGAUAGUUUCGAGAUGGAACGUACGAAGAAGAUGGUGUUCUUGUACAAAACCAGAGACGAGACAUUUGAACAAGUCCGGCUCUGUAACUCUCUUGCCGGGUUACGGUUUCUCUGCGAAUGUGUGGAGACUCCUAAGAUUACUAAUCGUAUAUUUAUUUGAAAGUAAAAAAUAAUAGUAAAAAAAAAUAAUAAUAAUAAUAAUUAAAAAUAAAAAAUAGUCAGUUGGACGAAGAAAUAAUAUGAUCAAAAUUCAUGCAUAUCUGAUAUAGUGAUAAUUAACUCUGGGUAAAAUAUUCG